GGUUUUGGAACGGAUGUUGGAAGAUGUUAGCUGUGGAUACUGGUGUUGUGGAGGAGUGGUUAUCGGAGUUCAAGACACUGCCAGAAGCAUCCAUAUCCAGCUAUGCUACAAACUUGAAAGACAAGAGUACUUUGAUUUCAUCUCUUUACAAAGUGAUUCAGGAGCCACAGAGUGAACUUCUGGAGCCAGUUUGCCAUCAGCUCUUUGAGUUCUAUCGCAGUGGUGAGGAACAGUUGCUACGAUUUACGCUGCAGUUCCUACCAGAAUUGAUGUGGUGCUAUCUUGCUGUCUCAGCCAGCAGAGAUUUGCAGAGCAGUGGAUGCAUAGAGGCUCUUCUCCUAGGAGUUUAUAACUUGGAGAUAGUUGACAAAGAGGGACAUAGCAAAGUGCUGAGUUUCACAAUUCCGUCUUUGUCCAAACCUUCAGUCUAUCAUGAACCUUCCAGCAUUGGCUCCAUGGCUCUUACUGAAGGAGCUUUAUCGCAGCAUGGUUUGUCCAGGGUUGUGUACAGCGGACCUCAUCCUCAGAGGGAGAUGUUAACAGCACAGAACAGGUUUGAAGUGCUGACUUUCCUCCUGCUCUGUUACAAUGCUGCCUUAAGCUACAUGCCUGCAGUUUCUCUUCAGUCGUUGUGUCAGAUUUGUUCAAGGAUUUGUGUCUGUGGAUAUCCACGCCAACAAGUGAGAAAGUACAAGGGAGUCAACAGUAGGAUUCCGGUUUCAUCCGAAUUCAUGGUGCAAAUGCUAACAGGGAUUUAUUAUGCCUUUUAUAAUGGAGAAUGGGAUCUAGCUCGUAAAGCUAUGGAUGACGUUUUAUAUAGAGCACAGCUGGAACUGUAUCCAGAACCUCUGCUGGUUGCUAAUGCAAUAAAAGCUUCACUGCCUCAGGGUGCCAUGAAAUCUAGUAAAGAAGGACCAAGAUGCAUUCAGGUUGAAAUUACACCUACUUCAUCCAGAAUAUCAAGAAAUGCUGUGACUAGCAUGUCUAUCCGAGGGCACAGAUGGAAAAGGCAUGGUAAUACUGAUGUAGCAAUUCAGGAAGAACUGAUGGAAGUAUCUGAAACUGAUGAAGGGUUUUACUCUAGGGCUGCUUCUAGUACAAGUCAGUCUGCCCUAUCUAACAGCAGCAACACGAGCAGCAAGAACCUCUUAGGGAAGAGCCAGCGAAGGUCUGGUGGAAGCAAAGCUGGAGGAAAAGAAAAAGAAGGAGAAACCUGCAGAGAACACUUGUCACGGAAACAAACUCAGAGAGCCCUGAGUGAGAAUCUAGAGCUUGUCUCUCUGAAGAGACUGACGCUGACAACUAGCCAGUCCCUGCCUAAGCCUGGCAGCCAUAGUCUGGCCAGAACGACCACUACUGUGUUUAGUAAAUCCUUUGAGCAGGUCAGUGGUGUCACAGUUCCAAAUAGUCGCGGUGGUGCGUCUGGUACAGAGGCAAACAGGUUUUCAGCUUGCAGUCUUCAGGAGGAAAAACUGAUAUAUGGCACAGAAAGAACAGAUCUUCCAUCAGCGACCUCCUAGUAUUAGCAUAACUUUGUCAACAGAUUGAUAUAAUUAAAUUGGCAAGUAUGAAAAAUAAAAUAAUGAGGAUUUAUGCUGAUUCUGGAACAUUGGUACAUUAAGCUC
Messenger RNA from Eurypyga helias (sunbittern), 1625 nucleotides. It is a transcript of the gene HYCC1, whose product is annotated as family with sequence similarity 126, member A. The transcript has 10 exons. The record is from RefSeq and is a predicted model, not a curated record. Gene Ontology annotation, cellular component: plasma membrane. NCBI's taxonomy places the organism in Eukaryota, Metazoa, Chordata, Aves, Eurypygiformes, Eurypygidae. The coding region runs from base 24 to 1520 and encodes 498 amino acids. Gene Ontology annotation, biological process: phosphatidylinositol phosphate biosynthetic process; protein localization to plasma membrane.